This is a messenger RNA of Symbiodinium sp. CCMP2456, 441 nucleotides long. The record is from the annotation of a GenBank genome assembly. Lineage: Eukaryota; Dinophyceae; Suessiales; Symbiodiniaceae.
AUGCAGAAUGGAGAUCACAUCGAGGACGAUUGCGCGGGUGCAGGCGGGCGGCCGAGCGGAUAUGUCCCGAGCGGAGCGACUGGUACCACCGCGGUCAGGGAGCAGCUGUCUUCUGUGAAGAAGGAGUUGGACUUCAUCUUGCAGCAGCUACGCGGCCCAGGUGGGCAGGUUCAGAGAAUAGAUCUCCAGGAAGUUGAGCGCCUGGUGAAGCACCUUGAGGUCGAUCGAGGUGAGCUUGCCAAGCGCUGCCAGCGACUGGCGGAGGAGAACCAGGACCUAAAGGAGGCGAAUCGUCACUUGGAGGUGGAUCUGUCGGCAGCUCGGCGUGAGCUGGAAAAUGCCAGGAGGCAACUGCGGCAUCAGCAGAUCGACCUUCAGUUGAAAGCAGGCACUUCUGAGCAGCCAGAGGCAGAGGAUGAACAGCCCUCCGCAACGGCCUGA